CAUUCGCGCAAGGGAAGCAAGCGGCCACCAUGGCGCCAGCGCCUCCCCCAAACCUCCGCUAAACCCCGGGGCCAUGCCCGCCGCCUCCUCGUCCUCCACCGCCGCCGCCUCCCAAAAUGCCUCCUCCGCCCACGGCCAAGCCCCACCCGAACCCUCCCCUCCUCCUCCUCGCCCCCCUCCGCUCCCCGCCCGCCGCGCGCCACCUCGCCCCGCGGAGCAGGCGCCUCAGCUCCUCAUCUACCACCCGCGUGGCCGUCUCGCCGUCGCCGCCGCCGCCGGCCUCCGCGACGCCCUCCGACACGAGCGCGGCGCUGCGGGCGCUCUGCGUGCACGGCCAGCUGCCGCAGGCGCUCUGGCUGCUCGAGUCCUCCCCGGAGCCGCCCGACGAGGACGCCUACGUGGCGCUCUUCCACCUCUGCGAGUGGCGCCGGGCCGCGGACGCCGGGAUGCGCGCCUGCGAGCACGCCGACGCCUCGCACCCCACCUUCGGCCUCCGCCUCGGCAACGCCAUGCUCAGCAUGCUCGUCCGCUUCGGCGAGUCGUGGCACGCCUGGGGCGUGUUCGCCAAAAUGCCCGACCGGGACGUCUUCUCCUGGAACAUCAUGGUGGGCGGCUACGGCAAGGCCGGGUUCCUGGAGGAGGCGCUCGACCUCUACCACCGGAUGCUCUGGGCCGGGGUCAGGCCCGACGUCUACACCUUCCCCUGCGUGCUGCGCACCUGCGGGGGCGUCCCCGACCUGAGGAUGGGGAGGGAGGUGCACGCCCAUGUCCUGAGGUUCGGGUUCGGGGUCGAGGUCGACGUGCUCAAUGCGCUCGUGACCAUGUAUGCCAAGUGCGGGGACGUCGGGGCUGCACGGAAGGUGUUUGAUGGUAUGGCCUUGACUGAUUGCAUCUCGUGGAACGCGAUGAUCGCUGGGCAUUUUGAGAAUCAUGAGCACGAGGCGGGGCUGGAGUUGUUUCUGAACAUGCUGGAGAAUGAGGUGCAGCCGAAUCUCAUGACGAUAACCAGCGUGACUGUUGCGUCCGGAUUGCUGUCUGACCUUGAAUUUGCAAAGGAAAUGCAUGCGCUAGCAGUAAAAAGAGGUUUUGCCACUGAUGUUGCGUUCUGCAACUCUUUGAUUCAGAUGUAUACUAGUCUUGGGAGGAUGGGGGAAGCAUGCACGAUAUUCUCAAGAAUGGAGACCAGAGAUGCCAUGUCAUGGACAGCCAUGAUAUCAGGGUAUGAGAAAAACGGCUUCCCAGACAAAGCUCUUGAAAUGUAUGCACUGAUGGAAGUAAAUAAUGUAAGUCCUGAUGAUGUCACUGUGGCAAGCGCUCUUGCUGCCUGUGCUUCCUUGGGGCGAGUAGAUGUUGGCAUCAAGCUGCAUGAGAUUGCUACGAGCAAGGGCUUCAUCAGGUACAUUGUAGUUGCAAAUGCACUCCUUGAAAUGUAUGCAAAGUCCAAGCACAUUGAUAAAGCUAUUGAAGUUUUUAAGUACAUGCCUGAAAAGGAUGUAAUAUCAUGGAGUUCAAUGAUCGCGGGCUUUUGCUUUAACCAUAAGUGUUUUGAGGCUCUGUUCUGUUUCCGGCAUAUGCUGGCAGAUGUAAAACCCAAUUCUGUUACUUUCAUUGCUGCUCUUGCUGCUUGUGCUGCCACUGGAUCUUUGAGGUAUGGUAAAGAGAUUCAUGCACAUGUUUUAAGGCGAGGUCUGGCAUCUGAAGGUUAUGUACCCAAUGCUCUUCUGGACUUGUAUGUGAAAUGUGGCCAGACAGGCUAUGCUUGGGCACAGUUCAGUGCACAUGGUGAAAAGGAUGUUGUAUCUUGGAAUAUCAUGCUUGCUGGUUUUGUUGCUCAUGGACAUGGAGAUAUUGCUUUAUCAUUCUUCGAUGAGAUGUUAGAAACUGGAGAGCAUCCGGAUGAAGUUACAUUUGUUGCUCUAUUGUGUGGUUGCAGUAGGGCUGGAAUGGUUAGUCAAGGUUGGGAACUUUUUCACCGCAUGACUGAGGAAUACUCAAUUGUUCCAAAUCUCAAGCACUAUGCAUGCAUGGUGGAUUUACUGAGUCGUGUUGGGAGAUUAACAGAAGCUUACGACUUCAUAAAUAGAAUGCCUAUCACACCAGAUGCUGCUGUAUGGGGAGCCUUGUUGAACGGAUGUCGGAUACACCGGCAUACUGAACUUGGGGAGCUUGCUGCCAAAUUUGUCCUUGAGUUGGAACCUAAUGAUGCUGGAUAUCAUGUUCUUUUGUCUGAUUUAUAUGCUGAUGCUGGCAAAUGGGCUGAAGUGGCUAGAGUGAGAAAAACCAUGCGAGAGAAGGGAUUGGAGCAAGACUAUGGGUGUAGCUGGGUUGAGGUUAAAGGAGAUAUCCAUGCAUUUCUUACAGAUGAUGAAUCACACCCGCAGAUGAAAGAAAUAAGUGCUGUUCUACAUAGCAUAUAUGAGCGGAUGAAAGCAUCUGGUUUUGAUCCUGUUGAAUCUUAUUCUUUAGAAGAUAAAGAAGUAUCCAAGGAUGAUGUUUUAUGUGGCCACAGUGAAAGACUAGCUGUCGCUUUUGGUCUGAUCAAUACCACACCUGGCACCUCUAUUUUUGUCACAAAGAACCAGUACACUUGCCAUAGCUGUCACGGUAUACUGAGGAUGAUUUCUAAGAUUGUUCGCAGAGAGAUAACUGUCAGGGACACCAAGGAAUUCCACCAUUUUAGGGAUGGAAGUUGUUCAUGCGGAGGUUCAGGCUAAGAAGACUAUAACAUGCGGUCAUGUGCUAAUCUCACGUCAGUUCCGAAUCACCAGUACAUAAGUCUUUGGCAACAAGCAUUGUGAACUUGAUAUAUAUAGUCACUAGCAAGUAGGAGGAUAGCUUCGAUACGGCAACAUGCCCACCACCAGGCUGCUUGCUGCUUAGAUAAACAUAGCUUAUGUUUUGGGUUAUGCGUAGAAGCUCCAUGCAAAUUUACAGCUUGGUACAUGACAAAAGAUGGUGAAAAGUUAUCAGAGAUGCUGGGAAUUCGGUUCCAAUAUAUCUUGACCUCACAGAAAUCUCCUGAAGUAAUGCUUCUUGGAGAUGAUAUUUGCUUCCAACAACUUGCCAAAAGAAAUAUCAAGUAAGCUUAUUCUAGUAAAGGGCAGAGUAGUGGAUUGCAUGCUGUUUUGUUGAAUAUGAGUAACUGUAAUUGUAAUGCCUGUCAAAUGUCAACUAUAGGCUGUAUAAUGAUGGAGCCAUUGUUUAUAAGGCGGUAAAGCGACCUAAGGCGAGCAUCACCCGCUCUGAAGCCUAAGCGCCUAAAGCGGGCAUAUUUCUAAGGCACUGCCAGGGCGCCUUAUCGCUUAAGUGUCUAAAGCGGGACGCCUUGCAAACAAGGGGUGGAGCUGUGCUUUUUUUGCUGGUUUUAUGUUAAUAAUAGUGUAUGCAUGAAACUAGUCACUUCAGUGUUUUGAGAUGACUUGAUACCAGUCUGGACCGAGCACUAGCUCAGUGGUAGGGGCAUUGUUUAGUGCUCCAACUCAGCAGGGCUUGAGUCCUCACGGGAGCAAAUAUUGCAACUGAGGUUCUCACUUGUAAUUGAAAAACAUGAAGCUAAGGCAUUCAGAAUAAAAUAAAAAUAAAUUUGUGACUUGAAUUA
Messenger RNA from Aegilops tauschii subsp. strangulata, 3598 nucleotides. Lineage: Eukaryota; Viridiplantae; Streptophyta; Magnoliopsida; Poales; Poaceae. The record is from RefSeq and is a predicted model, not a curated record.